Messenger RNA from Aspergillus alliaceus, 1370 nucleotides. It is a transcript of the gene cbfA, whose product is annotated as putative CBF/NF-Y family transcription factor. Gene Ontology annotation, biological process: DNA damage response; heterochromatin formation; leading strand elongation. The record is from RefSeq and is a predicted model, not a curated record. The coding region runs from base 277 to 1149 and encodes 290 amino acids. Gene Ontology annotation, molecular function: chromatin DNA binding; protein heterodimerization activity. NCBI's taxonomy places the organism in Eukaryota, Fungi, Ascomycota, Eurotiomycetes, Eurotiales, Aspergillaceae. The transcript is spliced from 3 exons. Gene Ontology annotation, cellular component: CHRAC; epsilon DNA polymerase complex.
GCCACCGCUCUCCACGCGCGUCCGUCGCGUUUUUUCCCAACUCCUUGAAUCUACAACUCAAGAUCAAAUAUCAAACUCAAAACAGGACCCAAUUCUCAAUCCUCAUUUCCUACCAAAAAUCCAACCACUCGAUGACCUCUCUAACUCUCCCCAAACCAUCCACUCAGCAAAUCCCAACUACCAAAAUCUAACCCCGUGAAAACGAACGAUAUCGCGAAAAACAAGGGGACCACACAGAUAAAAAACGAAACCAAAGUAGAAUCACAAGAAGCAAGUAUGGCUCCUCGAAAAUCAACUGGAGACGAAGAUCCCACAUCAUCACCACAGGUGCAAGGCGCGGCUACACAAUCGCCGCAGACGCAGACACACACACAGCAGCCGAUUCAAGCUACAGAGCAACAACUUAAGGCUAGAGCUGAGGGGGGCGUUAGUAUUGAGGACUACCUCCUCCCCCGUUCUCUAACGCUCCGACUGGCCAAAUCCGUCCUCCCGCCUAAUACCUCCAUUCAAAAGGAUGCUGUCCUCGCCAUUCAGAAAGCGGCGACGGUGUUCGUGUCUUAUCUUUCUUCGCAUGCCAAUGAAGCGACUAUGAAGCGGACUCUUGCGCCGUCGGAUGUUUUUAGUGCGAUAUCGGAGUUGGAGUUUGAUGGCUUUCGGUCGAGGCUGGAGAAGGAGCUGGAUGCGUUUACGGAGUUGAAGGCUGGGAAGAGGAAGGCGAAGAAGGGGGAUACGGCGGCUGGGGCUGUGGAGGCUGGGAAGAGUAAUGCGGCGGGGUCGGAGAGCGGCAGUGGUACUGCCGCUCGGGGGGUGAAGAGGGUGAAGAGGGUUGAGGGGGAGGAGGCUGAGGCUGUUGCUGGGUCUAGUCGGCAGGAGGAGGAAGGGGACGAUGGGGAUGAGACGCAGGAUGAGGCGGAGCAGGUGGAUGAGCAUGAGACCGAGGUGGAGGAAGAGGAGGAUGAGGGUGAGGGUGAGGAGGAAGAAGAGGACGAGGAACACGGAGAGGAAGAGGAUCCUGAUCGGGUGGAAGAUUUGGAUCGUGAUUCGAGGGCUCGACGGGUCAUGGACCCGGAUGCUGCUGGGGAUGAGUCGGAUAGUGAUGAUGAGGCGGGGCCGUCGUCGCAGUUGAAGGGGGAUCUGGGGUUGGGAUAAUCUUUAUCUUGUAGCGAUUAUGAGUUUAUUGUUGAUAGAUUGAUAAUACUUUAUAUGUACGGUUGCACGUUAAGUUUUCAGCUGCGUAAGAAUGCUGAUUCAUUUCCAAAGAGUACGACAUAAAUGUUAAUGCGAUGACAAUGUAUACCAAACUCCAUCAACCCAAACGCCGGUCCACGUACGACAUAAAUUAUACAGGUAGACAUGUAUCGCAAAUACCG